Messenger RNA from Ilex paraguariensis (yerba mate), 1218 nucleotides. The record is from the annotation of a GenBank genome assembly. NCBI's taxonomy places the organism in Eukaryota, Viridiplantae, Streptophyta, Magnoliopsida, Aquifoliales, Aquifoliaceae.
CACAAACAACCCCCAAAACUCAGAACAUCUCUCUCACCACCAUCACAAACAGUAGGAAAUGGCCAAGGACAUUGAGGUCGGAGAGCAUGGCGGCAAUUACGCCGCCAAGGACUACCAAGACCCACCACCAGAACCACUGUUUGAUGCCGAAGAACUGACCAAGUGGUCGUUUUACAGGGCGAUCAUCGCCGAGUUCAUUGCUACACUCUUGUUUUUAUACAUCACAGUUUUGACUGUGAUAGGUUACAAAAGCCAGACUGACCCAACUAAGAACUCCGAUCAGUGUGGCGGCGUCGGCAUCCUUGGCAUUGCUUGGGCCUUUGGUGGCAUGAUCUUCGUCCUCGUUUACUGCACUGCUGGUAUUUCAGGAGGGCAUAUCAACCCCGCUGUGACAUUCGGGCUUUUCUUGGCUCGGAAGGUCUCACUGGCACGAGCCUUCAUGUACAUGGUGGCUCAGUGCUUAGGGGCCAUUUGUGGUUGUGGCUUGGUCAAAGCAUUCCAGAAGGCUUACUACGUCAAUUACGGUGGUGGUGCCAAUGAGCUCUCCACCGGGUACAGCAAAGGCACCGGCUUGGCAGCCGAGAUCAUCGGAACCUUCGUCCUCGUUUACACAGUCUUCUCCGCCACAGACCCAAAGAGAAAUGCACGAGAUUCUCACGUACCAGUCUUGGCACCACUCCCUAUUGGUUUCGCUGUGUUCAUGGUUCACUUGGCGACAAUUCCGAUCACCGGCACCGGUAUUAACCCUGCUCGGAGUUUUGGAGCUGCUGUGAUCUAUGACAAGGAUAAAGCAUGGGAUGAUCAAUGGAUUUUCUGGGUUGGACCAUUCAUUGGUGCUGCCAUUGCUGCACUCUACCACCAGUAUAUUCUCAGGGCUGGAGCAAUUAAAGCUCUAGGGUCUUUCAAAAGCUAGAAUAUUAGAGGGAAUAUAAAUCCGAGAAAGUUUGGGUAUUACUACGUGUGUUCUUGUUUGACGCGUUUUAUGUGUUAUUGUAAGCUACUUUUUUUGAAAAUAAAUAUAUUUUCUUACCAAAAAAAAAAAAAGGAAGGAAUUAUUCAUUGUCGGGAGGAGAUGUGACUCCAUUGAAAAGUUGUAAAAAGGUACUGGUGGGGAAGGUCUCGGCCUCAGUUAUGUAACCAUUGUGGCUUGGCACUUGUUUUAAGUAUUCCCUAAUGUUGUCAAUUUAUCUAUGGUCUUGUGGUCUAUUUUCCUUUUUA